Molecule: messenger RNA, 2870 nt
Organism: Mytilus californianus (California mussel)
Lineage: Eukaryota; Metazoa; Mollusca; Bivalvia; Mytilida; Mytilidae
Product: B-cell scaffold protein with ankyrin repeats-like
Exons: 15
Coding region: 311-2665 (784 amino acids)
Cellular component (GO): cytosol
Molecular function (GO): fibroblast growth factor receptor binding; transmembrane receptor protein tyrosine kinase adaptor activity
Source: RefSeq, a predicted model, not a curated record
AUACUAUCAGUACUGUGUACGAUAGACAUCUCGUUUCAUUACAACAAUGAUUUCUUGUAAGACUUUUCAAGAAUAGAAUGCAUCAUUCUUUUAUUUUCAUUGAUUUGUAAAUAAUAUUAUAUAUAUAAAAUUAAUGUGUAUGACACUUCAGAUGAUCAAUCAGACGGAAGAAGAUUUCGUUCAAACUACUUCCUAAAAAAAAACACAUCAUGUUUGUGUAAGAGUGUGAUGUAAAAAAGAAGAAGGAGUACAAUGUUUAUUAAAAUGCUGCUGCGCUAAGUAAUAUGAUGUUCAUUUUAAGGAAGUAAAAAUGAAAGACAUUUGUGUUCUUUUAAACUGUGAAGAUGUCGAAGACUUUGCGGAAUACCUUAAGGAGUUAUUUCUUAAAGGAAAUUUAGAAUUAAAGAUAAACUUUCAAAACAUCGGAGAGAUUGCUGAUUUGACAGAAUUAUCUACAUACAAAUUGGUAGUAGUACUAUGCAGUCCUUGUAUGAUAGAAUUCUUUGACAACGAGUCGGAAAUAGAAAGAUUUCAAAAAAUAUUGGUGAAUCAUCCGUGCAUAAUUUGUCUGCAGUAUUACGUGGAAAAUGAUGAUAUAUCACGCUUACAAACAGCAUUAGCAGUUGACCCAAAAAGUUGGAAACUAUUUCAGAAUCUUGAAACUAAACAGGAAUGUACUGAAACUAUAGCGAGUAUUUUUGAUGUUCUUGAGGAACAGUCUCGUGUGCCCCAACCCACAGUGAAGCCUUUACCAAAGAAAAGAUUAUUAAGAAAAUCGAAGAGAUCCGCUAAAAUUUUCCCAAACUGUGUAUACAAGGCAAACGAGCAUGUUGCGAUUAUAUUCCAGAAACCACCAAAUGGUACUGUUCAGGUCAUGUUCAACGAAUUUGAUAAGAUAGUUGAUGCAAAAGAAUCAAUCAAUGAAACUACAUAUCUUUUCCGCGUUCCAUCAUUACCAAAAUCCGGAGACGUACGGAUAUCGUUAUUAUGUGAUAGUGAAAAAACAGCGGAUUGUGUUCUGAAAAUUGUGAAGCCUAAUCUAGCUGCAUACGAAUGUUUAGACUUUUUAUCACAAGUAUUAGGCGUGGAUGCUAAUGAAAAACAAGUACUUGAUAGUAAAUUGUUAGAUCUAUUCGACAAGAGUAUUCCUAGCGAUGGAACCUUGGCUGAACUGAUGAAAGUGCAGGCUCAGGACAUGCCCUUUCAAGAACUAAUCGAAAGUGACCAGGAAAUACCAACAUUACUACAUUUUGCUGCCAAACAUGGCUUAGAGGAUUUGACAUGCAAUAUCUUAGAUACCCCUGGAUCUAGUGCCGCCUUUCAGAUAGAAAAUAAAGACGGUCACGACCCGGCUGAUCUUGCGGAAUUGAAUGGUCACGUAGACCUAGCUGAACAUAUGAGAACACAUUUUGAAACUCAAACUAUGGUUGAUUAUAUCCAUUUGGCUAUGGAUAACAACUAUUCUAACCAAGAAGAGCUAGAAAGAGCUAGGAAUCAGGCAAUAGAUAACUCUAGAAGCAAAAGUUUUAAAAACAUACCAACACAAGAAAAAAUUCAAUUAGAGGAAAAAUCCUUGACUUUGCCAAGACCAAUACGAUCUGUUCCUCUCCCUCCUGAACCAACAGAAGAAGAAGAAAAAUAUGGUGGAAUGAAACCAGACGAAUUCAUGGGUAUAAGUUCUAAGCCUAUUCAAACAGCAUCAACAUUAGGAUCUUCAACUCAUGAUGAACUAAUAGAAAUUGGCAAUGCCGUGAAGAAUGGUGAGUUUACAGUAGACGAAGCUGAAAGGCUGUAUUCUUCGUGGGUGGAUAGAAAUAAGGCUGCCCAAUCGAAAUCGCUGAAAGAGCGACAACUGGCAAUUGAAGAACUCAGAAACCAGUACCAAACAGUCUUUAAACCGGAAAAGCAACUGCAACAGCGACAAAGUAUUUUUACCAAAUUAAAACAGAAAGUUUCUCCAAGAAAAAAAACUCAAGCAGAGGAAAUAUAUGUAAUGCAAAUCACGCAUCCUUCUGUCGGCAGGGAUGGUAAGACACACACCCCAGGACGGGAUAGCACUAUAAGUAAUUCAAGCUCAUCAAGUGGAGGAUCAAGAGGCAGUACAAUGAGUACCCAAUCUUGGAGAGAUAGCAGUUUAGGAAGCAUGCAUGAGGAGAGUGCAUCUGAUAGUGAUGGUAUUGAUUGCUGUGUAGAUAUAUCUAAACAUUCAGAGGACACACCAGUAUAUGAAGUACAGAGACGACAAUCUGAACCAAAAGAGAUUUUAAACAUCCGCAGAAGUGCAGAAAAACGAAUAUCCCUGAAAGACCAGUUUUUGCAAAAAGUCAAAAAAGAAGAAGAAGAAUCUCCGAUAUUACCUCCACGGACGUCAGAUACUUUCAAACCCGGAACGCCACCUCCUCCAAGUAGAAAUAGACCACCUCUUCCGUUGCCAGAUUCCGAUAUUGGCAAACCUGCCUCUUCCAGAGAACAACGACCUCCACGAUCUGUCGGUCGGCCUCUUCCUAAUAUACCUACAAAUAAUGAUCAAAACAAUGGAAAUAAACCACCACUACCUAGUCCGAUGUCAAAACGGGCACCAGCUCCACUUCCGAGUAACACAACACAUAAACCAGCAACCCCAUCGUACAAACUGCCACCUAGACCACCAAAAAAGAUGUCAUAAAUUAAUCAAUAUUUAUAAACUGUGAUAUAUAUAUAGAUAUAUUUAAGUCUGACAAGAAUCCGUUGAAGUGGUCAUAAAUCGGGGUAGGGAGGGGCACUUCAAUAUUUUUUUUUUGGUAGAGAUGAGCAUCUUAGACAUCCUGUAUCCAACCUUUUCAUAUAUUUUGAAUAACAAAAAACAUACCCUUUCAUGUAUUUGACAAAUA